UGUGUGUGAUUUUUUGAGUAAAAUUUGUGUUUAAACUUAUUUCUAGUUUCCGCUCUAUGUGAAUUUUAUCUAUGAAACAAACGCUUUAACAAGUGAGGGCAAUACUUCAUUGUAUUUUUCUGAAUACUUAAAAAAAACGCCAAAAUUGGCUUACUGCAAACACAUUUUUGUUAUAAAUCUCAAAAAAGAAUACAAAUUUAACCAAAUUCACAAUUAAAUAUAAAUGAAUUUAUAAAAAAAUGGAUACCGAUAGUGAAUUUCUUGAAAAUAUUAAAGCCUGUCGAACUUGUGGCAUACACUACGUAACACCAACCAGUCAUCAGCUUAAGCAUCUUUUUCAGUCACCACUGGAGCACUCAGAAAUAAUGUUAAUACGCUUAGAAUUAGCUCAAUGGAAUGUGGAGGUAUCAGAGAACGAUGGCUAUCCCCAGUUUAUUUGCAAUACCUGCAUACAUAAGUUCGAACAAGUAUUCGAAUUGCGUGCCUCUUGCAUUAAUGCCCAGAAUGAGUUUCGUAAAUUUUAUAACGUAGCAAAUUCCAAUAUCGCCAAUAUUAAGAUAAAAUCAGAAUUGCCUGAACCGGAUGAAGAGCUACCGAUAUGUGAUUUUAUAUAUGUGGAUGAUUUGAGUGAUACGGAAUAUGAUGGUGCAACACCUUUCAAUAUACCUCAUGUCCCCAUCAAAGUAGAACAGAUAGAGGCCGCCACCAUACCAAUGGAAGUAACACAACAGCCUACACAUCUAGUGGAAUCAGCCAGCCGUGUAGUUGUACAAACGGCACCUUCCCCACCACAUACGCCUCAACGUAUGCCGUCGCUUAACGAAAGUGUAGCUGCCGCCAGUCCACCAGCCGCAAUUAGUGUACCAAUGCCUGUAGAUCAAGUUGAGUGCAAAUUAUGCCAGCAUCUUUCCCCUAGUCCGGAUGAACAUAAGCUACAUAAGCAACGUGCUCAUGAAAUCAGAGAUAUGGGUUGUCAUAUAUGUGGCAAAGAAUUCAAAAAUUCUACUCCGGCGCGUCUAAAGUUUCACAUGAAAUGGCAUACACUUAAUAAACAUGUAAAGUGUGCUCAAUGUGGUUUUGUGUGCAAAUCCAAAGAAGCUUUAAAGGAACAUAAACGGGCUAAUCAUGGCAGAAUAAAUUGCAAAAUAUGUGGCAAAGGUGUUUUAGCAAAAAAGAUGAAAUCACAUUUACGUCAACAUGAACUACUAACGAAAUAUUCCUGUGAAUAUUGUACAGAAGCAUUCGCUACAGAGGAUGAACGAGAAAAUCAUAUUUGGCAAAUACAUGCCAAUGAAGACAUCAAUACAGCAGCCAACACUAUAUCAACAUCUCAAAUAGCAAGUACCCAAGAAGCAACACAAGAAGCAAUGUUUGAGGUACAGCAAGCGCCAGAAAUAUUGAGUCACGAACCUGAAGAUGAUAUAAUCAACUAUACAUUUCUGUGUGCCCACUGUGAACAAGGAUUUAUGGAACAAAUUGAUUUGGAAGCACAUGUAAAAGAACAGCAUCGUCCUAAUACAUACUUAACAGCGGUACAAACUGAAACUGCAGACUUUGAUGAGCAGGCAGUAGUAAAUAAAACUAAUGAAAUCACUCAUCAUGACCAAGAGGAUAAUGAUGGUGAACAUACUAAUAUAACGGUAUUUGAAGAUUAUGACAAUGAUACAGAAGAAGUUCAUGUGCCUGCAAAUAAUAAUGAUUGCUUUAUAAACAAAACUCCAGUAGUUACACAAGAAUCCGAACAUAUGGAAAAUGAAGAAAACGAUCAACAUGAGUAUUCUGAUGAAACAACCGAAUAUCACACUGAAACAGCUUCAAAUACCUCAGCCACAGACGAAGAAGAAGAGUCCAGUGCCACAGAUUCGAAUGACGAGACUGGCAGUAUGUUGCCUGCAUAUGACCAAAAUAAACUUAAUACAUUUGCUUGUGCAAAAUGUUCGGAAACAUUUGCCACCAUUGAACAAUUACGUCAACAUUAUGGACAGCAUUUGGCAGCUGCUCAAACAAACAUAACUCCCACUAAAUCGAAAUUUAAAUGUAAUUUGUGCGGCAAAUCUUUUGACUUGAAAUUUAGUCUUAAUCGACAUGUUAAAAAACACAAAACUGCUCCAAUUUGAAUAAUCCAAAACGCAUCAUAUGCCUAGUAUUUCAUAAUGUACAUAUUAUUUGUAAUGUAUACAAACCUCAUCCAGCAAAACCAACACUCAUAUAUAUAAUGUAUUUUCUUUAAUUUUUCUUAUUUAAGAUUUUAGUUUUAAGAUUUUUCUCGCUACCAUAAAUAAUUUUCUUAAGAAAAUUAUCUUAAAAUUCCAUAAAUAUACAUACAUAUAUUUCAUUAUAUAACUAUUUAAUAUUAACAUAAAUAAAACUUUAGUAAUGAAACUUGACAAAGUUUUCUCGU
Molecule: messenger RNA, 2401 nt
Organism: Calliphora vicina (urban bluebottle blowfly)
Lineage: Eukaryota; Metazoa; Arthropoda; Insecta; Diptera; Calliphoridae
Gene: E(var)3-9
Product: Enhancer of variegation 3-9
Exons: 4
Coding region: 240-2117 (625 amino acids)
Biological process (GO): regulation of DNA-templated transcription
Cellular component (GO): nucleus
Molecular function (GO): DNA-binding transcription factor activity, RNA polymerase II-specific; zinc ion binding; RNA polymerase II cis-regulatory region sequence-specific DNA binding
Source: RefSeq, a predicted model, not a curated record